Molecule: messenger RNA, 1379 nt
Organism: Delphinapterus leucas (beluga whale)
Lineage: Eukaryota; Metazoa; Chordata; Mammalia; Artiodactyla; Monodontidae
Gene: GATD1
Product: glutamine amidotransferase class 1 domain containing 1
Cellular component (GO): cytoplasm
Molecular function (GO): glyoxalase III activity
Source: RefSeq, a predicted model, not a curated record
UGACCUUGCCCCUGGCACGCUCCGCGCACGCGCAGGCCGCACAGGCCGUGGCUGGGCCCAUGGCGUCCGAGCGGCUCCCGAGCCGGCCAGCCUGCCUCCUCGUGGCCAGCGGCGCCGCCGAAGGCGUGUCAGCCCAGUCCUUCCUCCACUGCUUCACACUGGCCAGCGCCGCCUUCAAUCUGCAGGUGGCCACCCCCGGGGGGAAGACCAUGGACUUCGUGGACGUGAACGAGAGCAACGCGCGCUGGGUGCAGGACUUCCGCCUCAAGGCCUACGCCAGCCCCGCCAAGCUCGAGUCCAUCGACGGUGCCCGGUACCACGCCCUCCUGAUUCCCAGCUGUCCUGGGGCCCUGGCUGACCUGGCCAGCAGCGGGUCCCUGGCUCGCAUCCUGCAGCACUUCCGCUCCGAGAGCAAGCCCAUCUGUGCUGUGGGCCACGGCGUUGCCGCCCUCUGCUGUGCCACCAAUGAGGACAGGUCCUGGGUGUUCCAAGGCUACAGCGUCACGGGGCCUUCCGUGUACGAGCUCGUCCGGGCGCCUGGCUUCGCCCACCUGCCCCUGGUCGUGGAGGACUUCGUGAAGGACGCGGGGGCCUGCUUCAGUGCCAGCGAGCCUGAUGCCGUGCACGUGGUGCUGGACCGCCACCUGGUCACUGGCCAGAACGCCAGCUCCACCGUCCCGGCCGUGCAGAACCUGCUCUUCCUCUGCGGCAGCCGGAAGUGAGGUGGCCCCAAACUGAGCCCGCCAGCGGAUGCCACCACCUCCAGAUGUCCCGGGUGUCCCCAGAGGCAGCUGGACUCUCAGGCUUCCGGGAACCCCAUCUUCACGACACCCCAUCCUGGCUUGCUGGGGGCUCUGAGGAUCCUCCCUGAGGGGUGAAGGCUCUGGGGGAGGGGCUGAGCCCCCCACCCUGCAGAGUCUCCUCAGGGAGGGGUGGGGAGUGCCGAGGGCCCGCUGGCGGCCGGGUGGCCCUGGAGCAUUCUGAGUGCUCCGCAGAGGGUCGGCUGUGGGGUCCGGGCUGGGGCCUUGGCUCCUGUGCCCGUCCCUGUUCACCCUGGCGGCGGUGGGGGGGGGGGGGGCAGAGGCUGAGCCUUCCUGGAAGCUGGGUGGCUGCCGGCUGGGAUCCCAGGGUCCCGCUUCUGUGCUGAGGCUCCUCCCAGGCCUCCCUGCGGUCUUCCCAGGCCUUUGGGCGUUGCUGGGGGCUGGGUGGGGAGGGGCCCGCUGGCUGCUGCUGAAGGACCUGCUCUCACCCUAGCCCUUGCCUAGUGCACAGUUUCAAAUGUGGUGGCGACCCCGUGUUAAGGCCAGGAUGGACCUUGGGGUGGAUGCUGCAGUGUCACCACGUCCCUUCUGAUGUUGAGAAACACUUUUUUUUUUUUU